CUGUCACCGGGAGAGCCGAGUGCUGAGAACGCCACUGGGUUUUCCCAACUUCGCAGAGUUCUAAUCCAGAGCCGGCAGAGAGGCAUUAUCACGUCCGCCGGAAGGAACCCAUCAUCGGAAAAAUCCACCGCGUGACAAAAGCAAUCGAGCAAGCUCCGCCGGUUGUCCAACGGCGAGUGCUUCGAUUCCGUAGGCGUUCGUCCCUCGCUGUUUGUAGAGGAUUUCUGACCUCUCUUUCUUACGGGCUGUUUGCAUCUGCUGUUUUGGGGAGAGAGAUUCUGGCUGUUCUUCAAUCCCAUUCUGCACCAUGGCUUUCAUGCCUGGUACAACGAUUGUUCUUCCUCAGAAGCUGAAAGUGCAGUUUGGGCUUUCUCAUCCCAGAAGAUCCGAAUUCGUGACAGGCGAAUUCCACCAAGGCCUCAGUUCUAUCGACUCCUUCCAGCCCACUACAUCGAAACUCCCUCUUCCAUUAUCAAGAAAGUUGCGGCAUACUCGUGCAUUGGUUGCCUCAAGAGAGUACCCUCAGAAUGCCGACUUCCCUAGAUACUACGGUAGAAAGGAGAAGAAGCCCUUUCCAAUACCAGUAGUGGAGUUAAGACGAAAUGCCAGGCAGAGGCUCAAAGACAGGAAAGGCAAACCCAAAGGCCGCCCCCCUCCUCCAAAGCAAGGGCUGGUUGUCCAAAGCCUUGUCCCUCUCGCUUAUGAUGUCUACAAUGAGAGGAUCACGCUGAUAAACAACAUCAAGCGGUUGUUGAAAGUGGUCCACGUCCAUGCCUGCGGGUGGUGUGAUGAGAUCCACGUAGGGCCUGAAGGGCACCCGUUCAGCUCUUGUAGAGGCAAGUACACUAGUGUCCGGAAGGGACAUCAUGAGUGGACAAAUGCAGUUGUUGAAGACAUACUCGUCCCAGUCGAAGCAUACCACCUCUACGAUCGUUUGGGGAAUCGAAUUCGACAUGACGAGAGAUUCACAGUCCCCAGGAUCCCGGCUGUGGUCGAGCUAUGCAUCCAAGCAGGAGUCAACAUUCCUGAUCUCCCAACCAAAAGGAGGAGAAAGCCAGUGGUUUGGAUCGGCAGAAAAGAAUUCGUCGAUGCAGAUGAGAGUGAGCUUCCUGACCCAGUCCCGGAGCCUCCUCUGAAGCCAUUGCUGUCUGAAAUCCCCAACUCCGAGAUAGUUCCUCCAUCGAGCCAAGAGGAAACGACGUUACUGGCUGAGGAAACCUUAGCAGCUUGGGAUAAAAUGAGGAAAGGUUCCAACCGGCUGAUGAAAAUGUACCCGGUUCGAGUAUGUGGCUACUGCCCCGAGAUCCAUGUUGGACCGAGCGGGCAUAAGGUGCAGAUAUGUGGAGCACACAAGCAUCAGCAACGAAAUGGGCAGCACGGUUGGCAGGCUGCUGUGCUCGACGAUUUGAUACCUCCGAGGUUCGUGUGGCAUCUCCCUGAACCGAUUGGGGAGCCAUUGAAACGUGAGCUGAGGAGCUUCUAUGGACAGGCGCCUGCUGUCGUGGAGAUGUGCGUGCAAGGUGGCGCUGCUGUGCCGGAGGAGUAUAAAACUACUAUGAGGUUGGAUAUUGGGAUUCCUUCUAGUAGCAAAGAAGCUGAAAUGGUUGUUUGAGGUUCUUCAGAAGCUCUGCAACAUAAUGCAGAUCUGGAAAUGUACAGAAUAUUUGACAUGAGGGAUCGAACUAAUGGUAAUCUGCG
Molecule: messenger RNA, 1698 nt
Organism: Linum tenue
Lineage: Eukaryota; Viridiplantae; Streptophyta; Magnoliopsida; Malpighiales; Linaceae
Source: the annotation of a GenBank genome assembly